CGUACAUGAAUCCCGUAAUCGUGUCAUCUUUGUUUAUCAAAUUGGGUAGGAAGAAGAAAGAUCUAUAAAAAUUUAGGAACCCUCGCUCUGCAAGCACAAAUUUAUUUCCGAAGAUGUCGGAUUAACUCGGAUUUUGCAACAGGCAGAAUAUAAGUUACAAAAUGGCCACGACCGUUCCUUGUAUCGCUGUGCGAGGUUCGACAGGAACGAGUCUGGGCCAGGGUCCACCAACCUAUGAGCCAGUCAGUGGUUUCCCCCGCGAUGUCAGUAGAUCUUGUAAACUCAUGGCGUUCAGCCCCGAGGGGAGAUACUACGUCUGGACAAAUGGAGUAUCGCUGAAGAUAGCUACUACCCAAAAUUGGGAAAUUGUUGCUGAAAUUAAACGGCCUAAGAUCUCUGCCAUAGAUUUCUCACCCAAAGGAACGUACCUAGCAACUUGGGAACCAUUUAUAAUAUCACAGGCUAAUCCCCAGGGCUGUCCAAACCUGUGUAUAUGGAAAUCUGAAAAUGGCGAGCUGGUAAAGGAUUUUAUUCAUAAGAAACAAAUGGAUUGGGAGCUUCAGUGGUCUAGUGACGAAAGGAUAUGUGGUAUGCUGGUUAAUAGCACUGUCAACUUCUAUGAAGAUGCCAAUUUUUCUAAGGUUGUGAAUAGGAUAAGCGUGGCUAAGGUUGCAAAAUUUAGUGUAGCAACAGGCAAUCCCCCCUAUCAUGUCCUUUGCAACAUGCCAGGAUCAUCUGGCCAGCCCUCUUUUGGCCGACUAUUUCAGUACCCUAAAUUUGAAGCAUCACAGUCUUUGGCUAAUAAAAGUUUUUUUCAGUCUGAUAGAGUGGAUAUAUAUUGGAACAAACGAGGGACUAGUGCCCUAUUGAUGACAAGCACAGAGGUAGACAAAACGGGUGCAUCAUACUAUGGUAAACAAACAUUACAUUACCUUGACACCAAAGGUCAAACGGCAAUGGUAAUGCUUGGGAAGGAAGGGCCAAUUCAUAGUGUUGAAUGGUCUCCGAAGCAUGUGGAAUUUUGUGUAAUUUAUGGAUUUAUGCCAGCUAAAACUACUUUAUUCAACCUCAAGUGUGAACCAGUUUUUGAAUUUGGCACAAAACACCGGAACAGCAUAUACUACAAUCCACAUGGGAACAUUUUGAUUUUGGCUGGGUUCGGUAAUCUGAAUGGUGGUGUGGAGCUCUGGGAUGUUGGAAGCAGGAAACUUAUUGCCAAAAUUGAAGCUCCGGAUACGACGUUGCUUCGGUGGUCACCUGACGGUGAGCAUUUUGUCACUGCAACUACCGCUCCAAGGCUUCGUAUGGGAAAUGGAUUUAAAAUUUGGCACUAUACGGGAACCCUGCUCUAUGAGAGGCCGUGGAACAAGCAGGAAGAGUUGUGGGAGGUACUGUGGCAGACCUAUCCUCAUAACACGUUUAAGGAAAAACCAAUCAGUUAUCGGGCAGUGGAAGGUAUUACCUCCAGUCAACCUCAAGCGUCGAAACAAGCAUAUCGGCCACCUUCGGCGAGGGGGCAAAUUAUUAAUUUCAAACUACAUGAUGAUAUAGACGAACCGGGCAUUAGGAACAGUUCGGAAUCUAAUCCUUCUAAAGCUGCUUUGAAGCUAAAAAAGAAGCGGGAAGCAAAGAAAGCCAAGAAAGAAUUAGAGGCAUCGGCCGGAGUGGUGACUGUGGCUACCACAACGCCGGCAACGCCAAUAACAGGUAUACCGACAAUGUGCCAACAGACUAGGCCGAGCAAUUCGAGUUCGAAUGGACCUUCGAGUAAUAAUGUCGCAGACUCGGAUUCUUGCCUCACAGACGAUCCAGAGAAAAACAAAAAAAUAAAGAAAGUCAAAAGCAAACUGGAUCAAAUAACAAAGUUGAAAGGACAGUUGGAGGCUGGAAAGCACUUGGAGAUAAAUCAGUUGGAUAAAAUUAAAAAGGAACCUGAGCUUUUAAAGGAACUCCAAGAACUUGUUUUAUGAUACCAACCCGUUUCCAAAAGUAUCUCAACAAAACAGUCGGAUUGCAUGUAUCAAUCCGAAGAAUGAAUAUUGUUCACCAUGUGCACACUCACAUUUAUACAUAUAUAUACUACGCUUGUGAGCCUACCAACUGCUCAUAAUGUUAUGUACAGUUUAAUGAAAUUUAUGAGAAAUAAAUUAUUAAACGCAA
Molecule: messenger RNA, 2160 nt
Organism: Diprion similis
Lineage: Eukaryota; Metazoa; Arthropoda; Insecta; Hymenoptera; Diprionidae
Gene: eIF2A
Product: eukaryotic translation initiation factor 2A
Exons: 12
Coding region: 162-1970 (602 amino acids)
Biological process (GO): translational initiation
Cellular component (GO): cytosolic small ribosomal subunit
Molecular function (GO): tRNA binding; mRNA binding; translation initiation factor activity
Source: RefSeq, a predicted model, not a curated record